UGAUUUGUGAGAGUCUAACGUAACCAAUCCAUGGCGAAGAACAGGAACAAGAGUAAGAAAAAUGCUUCCACAGCUAUGAACACCGACGAGGUCUCCAUUGUUUCACCUCAAGUUACAGCGAUGGACACGUCGGAGACUGUAACUCCUAGCCGGUCUCAAAUCGGCAGAAAGAAGGGCGUACAAAUGAAGCGUACAAAAAAUGUUAGGAAGAAGAAAGCCAUAGCAAAAGCUGUUUCUCAAAACGAAAAAUCUGCAACCAAAAUUGAGAAGAACGAAAGCAAGACAUUGAGAACCAAGUCAGCAAAAACUCUAUACGACUGACCACUUGAGAGCAUUUGUAUUGGAUAUAUAUACAUAGGUGUUGAAAAUUCUAUGGCUUCGAUUAUUUAUAGUUCUGAGUUCAUCAUUUUUGUCUAUGUUUUGGGGGAUGGAUGAGUUCACUUCUAAUUUGAUGUUAGAUGAUUUUCAGGC
Messenger RNA from Lactuca virosa, 471 nucleotides. The record is from the annotation of a GenBank genome assembly. NCBI's taxonomy places the organism in Eukaryota, Viridiplantae, Streptophyta, Magnoliopsida, Asterales, Asteraceae.